Messenger RNA from Rotaria sp. Silwood2, 1023 nucleotides. NCBI's taxonomy places the organism in Eukaryota, Metazoa, Rotifera, Eurotatoria, Philodinida, Philodinidae. The record is from the annotation of a GenBank genome assembly.
AUGGGUUUUGGUGUAAGCAAAGAGCAAUCAAUGGCUAGAGCUAUUGAAAACCAAGAUAUCAGUGAAUUAAGAACAAUUAUUAAAGAUUUAAGUGCUGAAGAAAUUCGUAAUUUAUGCAAGUCUUAUGUACCUUCUGACGAGAGUCAAUGUACCAUACUUCACUAUGCAACAUGGCAAGACAAUCCCGACUUAUUAGCACCAUUGAUAGAUUAUGUUGAUGAUUUUGAAGUGCGUGAUGAACAUGGUUGGACUCCAUUAAUGGCAGCUGUUAAUCGAGGUAGUAAACAAAAUGUUAGUAUGUUAUUAGCACGUGGUGCUAAAGUUGAUUGUGAUGGGGUUGGAGGUAUGAGUCUUAUUGCCGAUGCUAUGAAUUUCGAUGAUAUGGAACUUAUAACAAUGCUUAUGGAUCAUGGAGCUCGUGUUGCACCAACACCUGAAAUGCUUGCUAAUAGUGAAGAUGAAAAUGCAUAUUAUUUAUUACAUUAUGCUGUUGAUGAUGGUCUCUAUGAGGUAGCAAAAUUACUAAUUGAAAGAGGCAAAAUACCAUUAAAUACAUUAGACCAAUCAGGCUGGAGUUCAAUGCAUUUAGCUGCAGGACAUAAUAAUAUAGACAUGCUAAAAUUACUUUUAGAUAAAGGUGCUGAUAUUAAUAUUAAAGAUUCUCAAGGCAAUACACCAUUGGCAUGGGCAAGGGAAAUUAAUGCUACUGAGACUGCUAAUGAAUUACAAGGACGUGGUGGUACAGCUGAUAAAGAAUGGCAUGGAGAGAAACCCGAACUGAAAACUCCUGAAGAACGUGAACAAGAAGCAUACGAACAAGGUGAAUAUGAUGAAGAAGGUGAAUAUGUGAAAAACGGUGAAGAACAGCAAUGGGAAGGCGAAACUAAUGAUGUUGAAUAUGGUCGAUUUGAAAUUGAAGUUGAAAAUGCAAAAUCAAAAACACAAAAUUCUUCAAAUAACAAAGAUUUCAAUAUUCUUGAUGGACUGCAACGUCAACGUCCAACUGCCAGUACAACAUUUUAA